GGUGUCCAUUCGCUCAUCAACCUGCUUCGCUGGGAGCAUUCGGUGUGCUUAGAGAACGAGGCCAUAGAACGGCUCCGGUGUGGGCGAUUUCUACGUCCAUCGUCUGCCUGCUUGACGAGCGACCACUUUCUAACGGCCGAUGUCCACUCGACAACCGCUACCUCUGAGGCUAUGGGCAGCAGCACCAGCAUUAAUGGCAGCACUUGUAGCAGCUUCAGCAAUAGAAGUAGCAGCAGCAGUAGCAGCAGCAAUGGCAGCGGAGUAGGCGCAACUGAUUUUGUCGCAAAGUCUCCCUUCAUCGGAUCGGCCCCUUGCUCCCUCGCCGCCAGUCGGCGGCCGCCAGACUCGCACUGGAGCCCGUCCGACCUCUCAGAAAGGCUCAUUUGCCACAUGUCCACCGCAUCCGAGGCCUCAUCUCAUCCGCCCACCUCUCCGCGCCACACCUCCGACCGUCCCAGUCCAGAGGUUCACCCGACCGGCCACAGCACACACAGCAUUCAGGUGGGCCUGGCGGAGGUGUUCCGGACAACCGACGCCGCUCCGAUGCCGACCUCGGUGGGCUCUGGGGCUGGCGGUAAGGAGGCGAGUUUGGCGUUGCGCCGCUACAUUUGCAUGGCGCUGACCAAUUUGACAUUUGGAGUGCCCACCAACAAGGCGAUCGUCUGCCGACGCAGGAUUCAUCUGGAGCCUCUGCUCGCACAGUUGGACACUGAGUGUGAAGAGCUCGUACAGGUGGGUGGGUUGUGCACAACGCAUAUUGGCUCAAAGUCUGACGGAUUGCAAUUAGUUGAGACUAUCAGUGCUUUGUGA
Messenger RNA from Protopolystoma xenopodis, 810 nucleotides. The record is from the annotation of a GenBank genome assembly. Lineage: Eukaryota; Metazoa; Platyhelminthes; Monogenea; Polystomatidea; Polystomatidae.